Molecule: messenger RNA, 518 nt
Organism: Cicer arietinum (chickpea)
Lineage: Eukaryota; Viridiplantae; Streptophyta; Magnoliopsida; Fabales; Fabaceae
Source: RefSeq, a predicted model, not a curated record
UUUAUAUUAGCCCAAUGGGUUUGGGCUUGUCUAUGUGAUCAUCUUCUUCCCACAACGUACCCAUAUCGAGAGCUGAAUCGAGCACCAAUGGGUUUGACGAAUUUCGUUCUCACAGUUGCCGGUGUAAGCGCCGUCGUGCUUCUUCUAAGAAGCGACGUUAGAAAAUCAGCAUCAACAUUCAAACAAAACGUCAAACACAUUCGUCACUGGCUCGAAGAAGAAACCGCUAAUUCUGCCAAGGAAGUGAAGAAAUCCAUUCCAAAAGAAGUAGAAUCAAAGGUUCCUCCAAAAGACAAGGACUAGUGUUUCUGCUGGUAAUAGGAUGCUUAGCAUUGUAAUUUUGUUUUUCUUUAUGUUUCUCUCUCAUUGUAUUUGAACACAUACAUGUUUUUUUAUCUAAAAUAAAAUUUCCAGUGAUAUAUGUUCAUAUAAAGUAGUUUUUCUUUGGGUUUCUCUUGGUUUUUGAAAGACCCUUAUAUUCAUAUACAUUUCUAUGAAUAAAAAGAAAAUUAUUGUUA